CCCGCCCCCCGAGGCGGCAGCGCAGCGUCCUCCCAGGCUGGACCGCUCUCUGGUGGCCGCCUCUCGCAGUCUGCAUCCUCCGUAGGCGUCGGUCCCUGGGCACGUGUGGACUGGAGUGUGCCCUCAACUGGAUCAGUUGACAGAGCACCUUUUCCUUACCAUAGAAGAGAGUACGAGGCUUGCGACUUACCUUUUCACUGCACUCUUUGGCAUUUAUCUGAACAUCUUUGCAGUUUUUAGAAGAAACGGAGGAGGUACAGCACAUGAACUCUGCCCCAGCUCUUCUAACCUGCUCACUCUCGGCUCUUGGUUUGAAAACUCACACUGCAUAUCAAGACCAGGCAUGGAGACUACAGAGGAAAGCAGAAACUAAGCAGGAAAACACUGUAGGUUACAGUGUAACCUCCGAGGCUGUAAUACUUGUAUCCUCAAGUACCAGGGAUUGACUCACAGCCUCGAGCUUCCCAGGCAAGCGCUUAUGCCACUGAGCUAAAUCCCAGCCUCUCCACCCAGAUUUUUCAAAUUGUUUUAUUUAUUUAAAUUUUUUUGAAGUUGGGCGUGGUGGCCCAUGCCUGUAAUCCCAGCACUUGGGAGGCUGAGGCAGGAGAGUCAUUGCAAAUUUGAGAUCAGCUUUGGCUACAAAGUGAACUCAAGACCAGCCUGAACUGCAUAGAGACGUUCUGUCUCAAAAGACAAAAAACAAAUUUUUUUUUUUUUCCUGAGGCAGAAUCCCUAUAUAGUGCAAGCUGGCCUUGUACUCACUUAAGUAGCCCAGGCUGGCCUCAAAUUCAUGGCAAUCUUCCUGCCUCAGCCUCCUGAGUGCUGGGGUUACAAAUGUGUGCCACCACAUCUGGCUCUGCCAAGUUUAAAACUGAGAUUUAAACAAAACAAAACAAAAAAAGCUUGAGAAUAUUCUGCUAAGAAGUGAGGAAGUGAGAGAAAGAAUAUCAUUAUUUUUUGGCCCCUUAAUGAAUUAGUGAGUAUAACCUCACCAGACACCAGGUAUCCUUUGAUGGGAGAAUCCAACACCAUCCAUAAAAUUGUCUUACCAGAACAACCACCAACCAACCAAAAACUCCAGGCAGAAUCUGGUCACGUUUCUUUAUUUAGCUACCAAUUUAUAAGACCAAUAUGGAUGAGAGGUGCACACUCUGGGAAUACCACCAGCACAAGGAUAUGUAGGAUCAAUAAUCUGCUUUCUUCAACAGCAAGGUCAGGACAUCUUUGCCUAGCUCACUCUAGCAAGAAGCAGUGUGAUGUAUGGAUCGUGAGCUUUCUCAAGCAAGUUAGACUCUAUAAAGCACAGGGAGGCGCCAGGACUGGGAUGGAAGAACUGGUACCAGUGGAAGGCCAGGGCCAGCUCCCAAGCCCCCACCUGGGCUCUCUAAGGAGGGCCGUAGCUGCUGCCCUGGCCCUGGAUGGGGAAUCCACCAUGGGUCGCAAGAAAAAGAAGAAAGAGUCCCGCCCAGAAUCCAUUAUUGUCUAUCGGUCUGACAAUGAGAACAUGGAUGAGGAGCCUGAGGAAUCAGAAGGUGGAGAUCAGCCUAAAGAGGAGGAGGGAGAGGAUUUCCUAGACUAUCCCAUGGAUGAUGAUAUGUGGAACAUGCCUUCCGACAGCCGCUAUGUCACAUUAACUGGGACCAUCACACGAGGGAAGAAAAAGGGGCAGAUGGUGGACAUUCAUGUCACAUUGACAGAGAAGGAGCUGCAGGAACUGACCAAGCCCCAAGAGUCAUCACGAGAAACGGCACCUGAAGGAGGAAAAGCCUGCCAGGCAGCUGUUGUGCUAUGUGUGGAUGUAGGCUUUGCCAUGAGUAACUCUUUUCCUGGUGAAGAAUCCCCAUUUGAACAAGCAAAGAAGGUGAUGACCAUGUUUGUCCAGCGACAGGUGUUUGCAGAGAGCAAGGAUGAGAUUGCUCUGGUCUUGUUUGGUACAGAUGGCACUAACAAUGCACUUGCUGCUGGGGACCAGUACCAGAACAUCACAGUGCAUAGACACCUGAUGCUGCCUGAUUUUGAUUUGCUGGAGGACAUUGACAGCAGGAUCCAACCAGGUUCUCAACAAGCUGACUUUCUGGAUGCACUGAUUGUGUGUAUGGAUGUGAUUCAGCGUGAAACUGUGGGAAAGAAGUUUGAGAAGCGGCACAUUGAAGUGUUCACUGACCUCAGCAGCCCAUUCAGCAAAGAUCAGCUGGAUAUUAUAAUUCAUAAUUUAAAGAAAUCUGGCAUCUCCCUACAAUUCUUUUUGCCUUUCCCCAUUGGCAAGAAAGAUGGAACUGGAGACAGAGGAGAUGGCAACUUGCAGAUGGGUGACCAUGGGUCCUCUUUUCUUCAAAAAGGAAUCACUGAGCAGCAAAGAGAAGGUAUACAUAUGGUGAGGAAGAUGAUGCUGUCGUUAGAGGGCACCAAUGGGCUGGAGGAAAUUUAUUCCUUCAGUGAGAGUCUCAGACAACUGUGUGUCUUUAAGAAAAUUGAAAGGCAUUCCAUGCCCUGGCCCUGCCAACUGACCAUUGGCUCCAAUUUGUCUAUAAAGAUUGUAGCCUAUAAAUCGAUUGUACAGGAGAAAGUUAAAAAGACUUGGAUAGUUGUGGAUGCACGAACCCUAAAAAAAGAAGAUAUACAAAAAGAAACAGUUUAUUGUUUAAAUGAUGAUGAUGAAACUGAAGUUUCCAAAGAAGACACUAUUCAAGGGUUCCGCUAUGGAAGUGAUAUCGUUCCUUUCUCUAAAGUGGAUGAGGAACAAAUGAAAUAUAAAUCAGAGGGGAAGUGCUUUUCUGUUUUGGGAUUUUGUAGAUCUUCUCAGGUCCAAAGAAAAUUCUUUAUGGGAAAUCAAGUUUUAAAGGUCUUUCCUGCACGUGAUGAUGAAGCAGCAGCAGUUGCACUUUCCUCCCUGAUUCAUGCUUUGGAUGAAUUAGACAUGGUGGCCAUAGUUCGGUACGCUUAUGACAGAAGAGCUAAUCCCCAAGUUGGUGUGGCUUUUCCUUUUAUCAAGGAGGCCUAUGAGUGUUUAGUGUACGUGCAACUGCCUUUCAUGGAAGACUUGCGGCAAUACAUGUUUUCAUCCCUGAAAAAUAAUAAGAAAUACACUCCCACGGAGGCACAGUUGGAUGCUGUGGAUGCUUUUAUUGACUCUAUGAGUUUAAUAGAGAAAGAUGAAGAGGAAGACACUAUCAAAGACUUGUUUCCAACUGCCAAAAUCCCAAAUCCUGAAUUUCAGAGAUUAUUUCAGUGUCUGCUGCACAGAGCUUUACAUCCCCAGGAACCUCUGCCUCCAAUCCAGCAGCAUAUUUUGAGUAUGCUGGAUCCCCCAACUGAGGUGACAGCAAAGUGUGAGAUUCCUCUCUCCAAAAUAAAGACCCUGUUCCCUCUGACUGAAGCCAUCAAGCGAAAGGACCAAGUAACUGCUCAGGAAAUUUUCCAAGACAACCUGGAAGAGGGACUGACCAUUAAAAAACAAAAAACUGAGGAAGGGGAAGCCCAGUUCAGUGUCUCUAGCCUGGCUGAAGGCAGUGUCACCAAGGUUGGGAGUGUGAAUCCUGCUGAAAACUUCCGUGCACUGGUGAGACAGAAGAAUGCUAGCUUUGAGGAAGCAAGUCACCAGCUAGUAAACCACAUUGAGCAGUUUUUGGAUACAAACGAAAUACCUUAUUUUAUGAAGAGCUUGGACUGCAUCAAAGCCUUCCGGGAAGAAGCCAUUAAGUUUUCAGAAGAACAGCGCUUUAACAGUUUCCUGAAAGCCCUUCGAGAGAAAGUGGAAAUUAAACAGUUAAAUCAUUUCUGGGAAAUCGUUGUUCAAGAUGGAAUUACUCUGAUCAGCAAAGAUGAAGCUUCUGGGAGCUCUGUCACAUCUGAGGAAGCCAAAAAGUUUCUGGCUCCCAGCAAGAAAGGAGAUGAAGAUACUGCAGCUGUAUUGGAAGAAGGCGGUGAUGUGGAGGACUUACUGGACAUGAUGUAGGUCAUGGACAUGUGAAUCCCAGAACCGUUAUCCUCUUGAUGCUGGAACUCUGAUAGAAAAACCUGGAGGAGGCUGUCCCAAGAACCAGAGCUUUGGAGAUCAUCCCAGCAAGUUGCUUGAAAGUGACUCACCCUGAGUCUCUGGAGACAUGUGUUUAGACCCUGUUCAAGUUUAUAAAGUCAUUGUUAUUUUCUGA
Cavia porcellus (domestic guinea pig) is the source of this 4151-nucleotide messenger RNA. RefSeq names its product X-ray repair cross-complementing protein 5. Gene Ontology annotation, biological process: DNA recombination; telomere maintenance; double-strand break repair via nonhomologous end joining. The coding region runs from base 1013 to 3955 and encodes 980 amino acids. The transcript is spliced from 26 exons. Gene Ontology annotation, molecular function: damaged DNA binding; double-stranded DNA binding; DNA helicase activity. Gene Ontology annotation, cellular component: Ku70:Ku80 complex; nucleus. The record is from RefSeq and is a predicted model, not a curated record. Lineage: Eukaryota; Metazoa; Chordata; Mammalia; Rodentia; Caviidae.